Ostreobium quekettii is the source of this 1260-nucleotide messenger RNA. The record is from the annotation of a GenBank genome assembly. Lineage: Eukaryota; Viridiplantae; Chlorophyta; Ulvophyceae; Bryopsidales; Ostreobiaceae.
AUGGCAUCCGACAUGCGCCCGGGCGGGGCCGGCUUCGGCGAGCCGCUGGCCGGGCGGGGGCACCACGGCGGCGGAGGCGGCAGGAGGAAGGGCGCCGCGGGGGCAUCGCCUGCAGGCCACGGGAUGGGCGGGUGGGACGCGGGGAAGGGGGGUGCGUGGGGCGCGACAGGGUUCCGCCCCGCGUUCGCACCGGGCAUGGCCAUGGCGCCGCCUCCCGACUUCCCGGGGAUGGAUCCCAGGGCCGGGUUGCGGGGCCCGGCUUACGGCGUCAUCCCCCGACCGGUGAUGCCGGCGGGGCAGUUCGGCGGGAUGCGCCCCGUGCACAUCCCCCCCGAGCGCCGGAUGCCCGAGCCGUGCUUGGGCGGCGCGGAUCACAGCUCCCCGCGCGAGCUGGCCUCCGAUCCCGGGGACGCCAUCCACCCCCGCGGCGGCAAGCGCUUCUUGGGGAACACGCCCAGGGGCGCCGAGCCGCCCAUGUCCGCCCGGGGUCCCGCGCCCACGGAGCGCGAGAUCUGCAAGUACUUUCUGAGGACGGGCACCUGCGGCUACGGCGACAAGUGCCGGUACCACCACCCGGCCAACGCCGGCCGCCCGGCGCUCAACGCGCUGGGGUACCCCAUGCGCGACGGCGAGAGGCCCUGCAGCUUCUACGUCAAGCACAGCUGGUGCGGCUUCGGCGCCACGUGCAAGUUCCACCACCCGGAGCCAUCCGCCUGGCCCGCGCCGGUGCCCGUGUCGCCGCCGAUGGUGCCGAUCAACGCCAUGAACUACGCCAUGGCUGCUCAGUACGGGCCCCAUCAGCCCGGCGGAGGUUUCUACCCUGUGCAGCGGUUCCCGGCCGUUCACAGGCCCCCGGGGGGGAUGUUUCCAGGCGGCAUGAUUGUGCCCAGUCCCGUGAUGGCGGGGAUGAUGCCAUGGGGCUCCGGUGUGGCGCAGCCGUUUUUCCGUCCUCCUGGGAGGGCCCCGCCGAAUGUGCUGCCCUAUUUUGCCGGUGAUUCAUUGAGGGGGGGAUCGAAUGGGCAUGCAGGUGGGACCCAGAGACAGGUGGGGAAGGUGGCUGGGCGAGGGGGCCAUCAGGGGAGCGCCUACAGCCCUGAGGGAUCUGCCUCGGAUGCCAGCACAUCAUCACUGGUGGAUUCCAACGUGAUGAGCAAGGGGGAAGGUGGACGGGGGUUUGAGGGGCCGGCGGACGGCUAUGGGGAGAGUGGCGGCUUGGAGGGCGUUGAGGAGGGUGAGGAGGAGGGCACUGUGGUGCAGUGA